Molecule: messenger RNA, 2959 nt
Organism: Parus major (Great Tit)
Lineage: Eukaryota; Metazoa; Chordata; Aves; Passeriformes; Paridae
Product: DNA mismatch repair protein Mlh3
Exons: 8
Coding region: 1772-2545 (257 amino acids)
Biological process (GO): mismatch repair
Cellular component (GO): mismatch repair complex
Molecular function (GO): ATP binding; ATP-dependent DNA damage sensor activity; ATP hydrolysis activity
Source: RefSeq, a predicted model, not a curated record
UAAUCAGCUAUCUUCAAGUCACUUUAAAACUACUUGACUAGUAUGAUUAAAUCAAAAUCAAGAGAUAGCCCUAUUACUGCUGCUUAGAAACAUUAUUAACUAAGUGAUAGGUCAAAGUACAGAUUUUGUAUUUGUUGUAGUAAUUUUCUUAGUUCAUAGUUCUCUUAAAUCUAUGUCCUGUAUCUUCCUUUUUUAUUUACCUUAGAAAUUUAAUUCCUUAGCAAGGUGAUUUCAAAAUCAAAUCCAAGAUUUAAUGGAAAAACUUGAAAUUUCACCCUAAGAUUUAUGUGUGCCCUUGAAAGUGGUUUCUAAAAGUGGAUUAACAACAUCAAGUUUUACUACUUUGGUGUUUUUUUAAUCUAACAUUUUGAGUGUUAGCUUAAAAGCUAAAGUAAAUAUAUGCCUUCAACUUACAUAUUUGAUGGUUUGCUUGGGUAGAAAUGCCAAAUUCUCUCCCUCUCUUGCAUCCCAGUGAUAGAAGGCUUACAGGUCCAGCUGGCACUACUCUUACACAGUCAGGUUGCUGACUUUGAGAUUGCAGGUUCUUACUGUGUGAGGCAUGGUAAUGUUCAUCUACAGGGUGGACAAGGAUCCAAACGAUUCCCUUACUUAUGUUGUGAAUGCAUGAAUAACAGGAGUAAAUAAAGUUACUGUACUGAACAGGUUUUGUUUCACAAAGACAAGAGAGGAAAGAUGGAGAAUGGAAGGUAGCAUUUGUCUGUUUUCUCAUAAUAAGAACAGUUCUUUAAAACUUACUGAAUGUUUCUGUGAUUACCUGUGUCAUGUUUUCCUUUCUGUGUUUUUAAGAAGGCAAAACUAGAGGAAAUUACAACUUCCUAUCUCUGAAAAAACUAAAUACUGCCUUCAGUGUCCUAUAGCAAUUUUGAGAAUCUCUCUACAGAAGAUUUAAAUCAGAAAAUGUUGCAUCCUGCAACAGGAAGAGAAUAAACAAGAAUCAUUAGUCUUGCAUCCCUGCAAAGAAAUAGUCAUCUAUUAAUUUUUACCUACCAGGUGAACAAUGCACAUGUUGUGAAACAGAAUUCAGGGUGAGCUAUCUAUGUGACAUUGGGAGAAACUCCUCCAUAAAACCAUAUCUAUAUAUUUGAAAUGUAACACUAAGAUACUGAAAGCAUUGUGCACAUCAUCUCAGUAUUGCCUCUUGCUCUGGUUGAUUUCUGAGGCUUGAGGGGAAAGUGGAAUCAAGUCACAGAGGCAAAAUCUACAUCAAAAAAUGAAGGGGAAAAUUGCUUCCUUUUCUCUGCAGAUGAUUAGCAGGUUAAAAAAGGUUGUUUACAUUCUCUUCUGGUGAUAUCAACAAAUCAAUUACUCAGACUCACUUUGCACAGCUUUCAUUCCCAACUCAAGGAGGUUUGUACAUAACCAUUUAAUUCACCUUAGAACAGCUAGUGCUCAUGCCCUUAUUAUUAUCUUUGAAAAAGUUUAUCCAGAUUUGUUUUUUUUGGUGAUAUUUUGAAACUUUCUCUUAGAUCCAGACUAAACUGUUUCAUGACCAUUUAAUGGUCAUUUGACCUUCUGCCAGUAUUAUCUUUUAGCUUAAAUAUUUUCUGCCUUUUCCAUAUUUAGUCUCCCACUGUAUUUAUAAAGAAUAACUAUAUAGCUUCUCAGUCUGGUUUUGCUAGGCCUUUUGGGUUAGGAAAGAUGUGGCUUCCAGUACUCUAAUCAUCUUACUAGCUAUUUGUUGGUCUUCAUCCAUUUUGAUUGUUGUUUCUUUUGUUUACCUUUAUUUUAAAAAUAAUUUUACUGCUUUGUAAUGAGUUUUAUGAGUAUCUUACAGGUUCUUCAGCAAGUGGACAAUAAAUUUAUCGCUUGUUUAAUUAACACUAGGAAUGGAAUGGAAAAAAAGGCAGAUGGAAACCUCUUGAUUUUGGUGGACCAGCAUGCAGCUCAUGAACGGAUCCGCUUGGAGCAGCUGAUUGCAGAUUCCUAUGAGAAGGAAGCUGCAGCAUGUGGCAAGAAGAAAAUACUGUCGUCCUCCAUCUCUCCCCCUUUAGAGAUUGAAGUUACAGAAGAGCAAAGAAGAUUUCUACGAUGCUGCUACAAAAAUUUGCAGGACUUGGGUCUUGAAUUAUCAUUUCCUGAGACAAACAAAUCCUUGAUACUUGUGAGGAAAGUGCCAAUGUGUUUUAUAGAAAGAGAAGCCAAUGAAUUACGACGCAAAAGACAGCCUAUCACUAAAAGUAUUGUGGAGGAGCUUAUUCAAGAACAAGUUGAGCUAGUGCAGACCACAAGAGGAGGAGCACGAGGGACACUGCCUCUGACGUUUCUGAAGGUGUUGGCUUCACAGGCCUGUCAUGGAGCUAUUAAGUUUAAUGAGCAUUUGACUUUGGAGGAGAGCUGCAGGCUUAUUGAAGCUUUGUCAUCUUGUAAGCUACCCUUCCAGUGCGCUCAUGGAAGACCUUCAAUGCUGCCUCUUGCAGACAUAGACCAUCUACAGCAGGAAAAACAGCCUAAACCUAAUUUGACUAGACUGAGGAAGAUGGCACGAGCAUGGCAGCUCUUUGGAAAAAAAAAAGAACCUAUUUAAAAAAAGUUAAGAAUGUGAACUGCAACCACUAGAAGCACUGGUAUGAUCCAUGAAGCCUGCUGUUAAGACUACAAUAGCCUGUAUGGAGCCAAGUUCUAAGCCAGUGCAGUCACCAAAGCUCUCCUCCAACUACUGACCAAAGAGACCAGCCAGGAGAACAUGGCAGGAGGAGCCCACGCUUGGAGCCUGGAGAAGCAUUUUCAACAUAAAGGAGUAGUGCUGUAAGUCUGGGCCCUAUGUCAGUGCUGGCCUGUUGGGUACAAGGAGUUGCAGCCACUUGCAGUUACUAAGGUAAAGCACUUUUCUGCAAGCAUAGCAUAAUUCUGUGUAAUAGAGAGGGGAAUUUUAAUUAGUGUAUUUUACCGUAUGUUGAAAAUAGGAAGGUAUUUCUUAAUAAAGUUCACGCUAAACUCA